AUGGAGGGAUUAAGCGUAGCCCUCAAAACGGCGUGUGAUAAAGGUCUUUUUAAAGGUGUUUCGAUCCCAGGCAAUGGUUCGAUUAUAUCCCACCUAUUUUACGCAGACGAUGCGUUGUUCUUAAGUGAAUGGUCUCGAAAUAAUCUCAAGAACCUGGCUCGUAUCUUGAGAUGCUUCCAUAUUUCAUCGGGCCUUAAAGUUAAUUUUCAAAAAUCAAAGGUCUUUGGUAUUAGUGCCUCCGCGAUUGAAACUGUACAUUGGGCUAACUUAUUGGGUUGUGUUGCGGGUGCUCUUCCAUUUGAUUAUCUAGGUGUUCCAGUCGGUGCUAACAUGAAUCUAAUUAAAAACUGGAAGCCUAUAAUAAAAAAAUUUCAUUCAAAACUCUAUGUGUGGAAGGCUAAAACACUUUCUUUUGGGGGUAGACUGACCUUAAUAAAGUCAGUCCUUGGUAAUCUACCUACUUAUUAUCUUUUGCUGUUCAAAGCUCCCAUGGGUGUCUUAGAGAAAUUGGAGAAGGUUAGGCGUUCAUUCCUGUGGGGCGGAUGUGACGAGAGGAAGAAAAUUCACUGGGUCAGUUGGGAGAAGGUGUUGGCAGCCAAAAGUAAUGGGGGUCUAGGUGUGGGUUCCAUAAGAGCCUUAAACAUCGGGUUACUUGUGAAAUGGUGGUGGCGACUAAAGAACGAUAGUCAUUCCCUUUGGGCUCGUGUGAUCUCUGGGAUCCAUAACUUAGCAAAUAAGCCCUUCGAAUAUCUUUCUAAACAAUCGUCCUGUGGGGUUUGA
This is a messenger RNA of Lactuca sativa (garden lettuce), 780 nucleotides long. The record is from RefSeq and is a predicted model, not a curated record. NCBI's taxonomy places the organism in Eukaryota, Viridiplantae, Streptophyta, Magnoliopsida, Asterales, Asteraceae.